Ostertagia ostertagi is the source of this 282-nucleotide messenger RNA. The record is from the annotation of a GenBank genome assembly. Lineage: Eukaryota; Metazoa; Nematoda; Chromadorea; Rhabditida; Trichostrongylidae.
AUGGCUCACGACCAUGGUGUGGUCCAGAUGAUGAGCGGUGAUUAUGAAAUGGCGAAGAAAAGCUUGCUCGACAGCCGUAAAGACAUCACAAAUAGCUGCUCGAUUCUUGAGAAUGCCAUUCUGUCCAUCGCUCUUGCCGAAGCUCACUGCCAUACGGGAAAUAGGAACGAACAAUUACAAUAUCUGAACAAGGCUCGUGCACAAUGUCGACAGGCUGGAGCAGUUUUGUUUGAGAAGUUUGUGUUGCAGGAACUAGCGCUUUACUAUCAUGACGUGAGUUGA